AUGGCCAAGGGAGCUAAAUCGGUGGAGGCAACUGGUUUCGGUGGCAGUGACAAGUGCCUCGGGGAUUUGCUGAGGGUCCAUUUUCGGAGCUAUUGCGAAAAGUCAACGAUUCACUGUGUUCGCUAUCUGUACGAUCCACAGUUGCACAAUGUUGAGAGACUCAUCUGGUGUGUGUUGCUCAUCAUCAGCGUGGCCCUUUCCUGCUUCUUUUAUCUUUUACUCUCCGAGCGUUUUGUAUCCCAAAAGCUUCAGACAGUUGUCCAUGAUCCACAGUACCCGGUUUUUCUGGUUCAAUUUCCGGCCGUGGGAAUUUGUACGGAUAAUCGAGUAAAUUGGAGCAAACUAGAGGCGGCCAAGAAGCAGUUCCUCCCAGCAAAUACCAGCGUGGAACUUGUGGAGAGCUUCAGCAGUUUGGUUUCCCGAAUGGAAACCCUUCGAUUCGGCAGUUUUCUGGCCAAUUUGGCUCAACUGGAGGACGACAAUCUGGAGCAAGUGGGUUUUGUUAACCUAACCGAAUUGGCCAUGUUCCUGACCCUCCAGUGCGAGGACAUCCUAGUCACGGAUUCCUGCCGGUGGCGCAGUUCCUCCUUCAAUUGUUGCGAUUACUUUGUGAUGGAGAAGACGGAGUUCGGAUUUUGUUUGGUUUUCAAUUCAGAGGUUUCUCCACGUUCCAAGGCAAUCAGACAGAAGGAGGGAUUUAACUUUUAUCCCAGGCACAAUGCCAAGGCGGGUCAAAGUACGGGAUUGAAUUUUGAUUUACUUCUAAACGAGAGCUUCAAGCGACCCAAUUCUCAGGCUAAUGAUAAUGUUUAUGUAAUGAUUAAAAAGCCUGAUCAAUUGAACAAUGUGCUUUAUUCAAUGACCCAAAACACCGAGACCUAUGUGACCGUACGUCCGGAACUCACUUGGACGGAUGAGACCACUAGAAGUAUUCCGCCGGAGCAGAGGAACUGCCUUUUUGCGGACGAGCAGAGUGAGUUGGAUUCCCGUGAUGCGGCCAAGAAAUAUGGCAAACCCUUUCAGCUCACCAACUGCCUAAAUAGAUGCCAUGAAUCCUACUUGGUUCAGCUCUGCAACUGCUCUCUACCCAUUUUUUUCUUAUACAACAAGAGGGUUAAAGAAUGCACUGCAGGCAGCCUGCGCUGCUUAGCUCGGCACAAUGACAUUUUCAGCUACGAUAAGCGGAGGGACGAGGAUGCCCUUUUCAGUGCCACAAAACCCGGGAUGACGUGUUCCUGUUUGGUGAACUGUUACCUGCUGGAUUAUUAUACGGCCACGACCACACUGCCUUUGUCAGCCCAUAAACUACCCAAGGACCCACAACAGAAGCUCUUCAAGGUGGAUGUGCACUAUCAAGUGGAAACUAUACCCUUAUACCGCACUAGUUUGGAGUUUUCCAUUAUUGAUUUGAUAGCCAAUCUGGGUGGAAUCUUUGGCCUUUGCCUGGGUGCUUCUAUGGUCAGUGCCUUCGAAUUGAUUUACUAUCUGACUGUGGGCCUUGCCAUGCAUCUUUAUGACAACAGAUACUAUGUUGUUUUGAAUAAACAACUGCGCUUCAAGUGGCAAAAAUUUAAGAGCUACCUAAAAAACGAUGUCAAUCCCUUAGCGGAGAUUCCUGCAACCCAAAAGGACAAUAGAGAAGGUAAAUUGAGGCAUCCCUUUAACCAUAGAAAAAAUGUUUGGUAA
This is a messenger RNA of Drosophila subpulchrella, 1686 nucleotides long. Its product is annotated as pickpocket protein 19. Gene Ontology annotation, cellular component: membrane. Gene Ontology annotation, biological process: sodium ion transmembrane transport. Bases 1 to 1686 code for a protein of 561 amino acids. The transcript has 7 exons. The record is from RefSeq and is a predicted model, not a curated record. Gene Ontology annotation, molecular function: ligand-gated sodium channel activity. NCBI's taxonomy places the organism in Eukaryota, Metazoa, Arthropoda, Insecta, Diptera, Drosophilidae.